Molecule: messenger RNA, 2010 nt
Organism: Sphaeramia orbicularis (orbiculate cardinalfish)
Lineage: Eukaryota; Metazoa; Chordata; Actinopteri; Kurtiformes; Apogonidae
Product: hydroperoxide isomerase ALOXE3-like
Exons: 14
Coding region: 1-2010 (669 amino acids)
Biological process (GO): lipid oxidation
Molecular function (GO): protein binding; oxidoreductase activity, acting on single donors with incorporation of molecular oxygen, incorporation of two atoms of oxygen; iron ion binding
Source: RefSeq, a predicted model, not a curated record
AUGGCUAAGUAUAAAGUAGAGGUGACGACCGGUGACAUGGACUACGCAGGGACGUGGGAUCGCAUCUACGUCACCUUAAUUGGGACAAAAGGCCAGAGUGAGCGGACUGAGUUGAACAGCUUCGGCAUCAACUUUAAUGCUGGAGCGGUUGAGACCUUCACUGUAACGACACCAUUCUCUCUGGGAAGAAUUCUGCUGCUCAAACUAGAAAAAGACUUUAAGAUUUUCCUCCCUGAAAACAUGUGGUUCUGCUCCAAAAUAGUGGUGACGACCCCAGAAGGAGACGUCAUCCUUUUCCCCUGUCACAGUUGGAUGUAUAAUGGAGACGUAAUAGAGAUAAGAGGAGGAAGAGCAAUGAAGAUUUUCGAGGAUGACCAUCAGCUGUUGAACGAACACAGGAAGAAUGAACUGUUACUGAAAAGACUCAUAUUUCAAUUUGAGAGUGUUGUAAAGGGGCUGCCACAUUUCUCUACAAUUAAUGAUGUUGCUCGAGUCCCGGUGAAUCUCUGCCUCUCGACGUCCAAACUAUCAGAAACACAGGACGUGCAGAGGAAGACGAUUUUUGAGUUCAUUCUUAAGGGGAUGCUCAGAUCAACAAAAAGAUGGGAAAACAUUGAUGACCUGAAAAAAAUAUUCUGGCACCACAAGACACAAAUAUCAGACUAUGUGGCAGAGCACUGGAAGGAAGAUGAGUUUUACGGAUUCCAGUUUCUGAAUGGAGCUAAUCCCAAUCCAAUAAAACGCUGUUCAGAGCUUCCUCCAAACUUCGCGGUAACAGAGGAGAUGAUGAAGCCGUUCCUGGAGGAAGGAACAACUCUGCAAAAUGAAAUGGAGAAAGGAAACAUAUUAAUCGUUGAUAAGAAGAUAAUGGAAGGAAUACCAACAAGAGUAAUUGAUGGUGAACCUGUGUUCGUGGCUUCGGGUUUCUGCUUGUUCUACGUGACCCCAGAAGGCAAACUGAGGCCGAUUGCGAUACAGCUGCGACAACAACCCUCGGAGACGAACCCCAUUUUUCUGCCCAGUGACUCAGAGACAGACUGGCUGUUGGCCAAGCUGUUUUUCAAAAGUGCUGAUUUACUUCACCAUCAGCCAGUCUAUCACCAGCUGAAUACGCACUUCGUGGGAGAGUCCUUUAACCUCUCCACAAUGAGGAACCUCCCUGAGAUUCACCCUAUCUACAAGCUGCUCAUCCCACACUUUAGAUACAGUCUCUACUCAAAUGUCAAUGGCCGAGGAGUUCUUUUCUCACCAAAGGGACCAUUAACCAAAAGCUCACUGGGAUACGACGGUCUGCUGGAGAUCAUGAGACGGGGUUUAAAAGAAGUCACCUACACCUCCCUGUGUCUGCCAGACAACAUGGCCGCCAGAGGACUGGAGUCUGUCCCCAACUUCUACUACAGAGACGACGGUCUGAAGCUGUGGGACAUUGUCAACAGAUUUGUCAAGGCUGUGAUUGAGUACUACUACCCCUCAGACGAUGACGUACAGAAUGACUCUGAGCUGCAGACCUGGAUCGGUGAAAUAUUCACUCAUGGUUUCUUAGGCAACAAAGCCUCAGGGAUUCCAGAAAGCUUUAAUACUGCUGAGGAAGUGAUCAAGUUCAUCACUAUGAUCAUCUUCAAUUCAUCUGGUCAACAUGCUACAGCAAACCAUUCACAGUUUGACUAUUACACCUGGACGCCCAACGGCACGCUCCUCUUGGUGACACCUCCUCCAACCACAAAGGGCCAAUCAAACAUGAAGUCGAUCUUGGAUUCCUUCCCAAAUAUCGGAGACACAGUCAUUUUUGCACUAACAGUGUUGACGGUUUCAACCAAAUACACAGACUUUGUCCCAAUGGGUUCAUACCCUGAGGAGCGAUUCGAUGAACCCGUCCCCAAGCAGAUAAUCAAAGACUUUCAAGCAGAACUGAAACAACUCAGUGAAACUAUUGACGCAAGAAACUCACGACUUGAAGUUCCCUACAAUUAUUUCAACCCCAGUCAGAUUGAGAACAGUAUAAAUGUUUAA